AUGUUCAUUAUAGUCAUUGUGAACUUUGUCGUUCAAACAGAAGCUCAAGCUCAAGCUUAUCCUUUUAGAAGUUGUUUCCCAGGUUGUAUUGUGAGUUGUGCCAUUGAGAAGAAGUUUCCAACUGGUUUGAUGUGUCCAUUCACUUGUUUCAUGACUUGUCUUCCUCCUCCAACAUCAAAUAUUGUUUCUCCUCCUUCUCAAAUGAUUUCGGCAAACGAAAAAAUUGAUCAUAAUGAUUUUUACUGUAAACUUGGUUGUGCUACUCAUCAUUGUCUUCCUCUUUCUUCUCUCCAAAAUCCCAAUGUAGAAAAAGUUGUGGACUGUGUCGAUUCAUGCUCAGACAGGUGCUCCAACAAGAACUAGAAGCAAAUUUAUUACAUGUUAUUUUAUGAUAAAAAAAAAUGAUGUUUAAGUAUCAUAACAUAUGAACUAGUGUAGUUUGUAUCACUACAAUAUUCAAUCAAAAUAUUGUGCUAUAAGCAAAUCAACAGAUG
Brassica oleracea var. oleracea is the source of this 494-nucleotide messenger RNA. Its product is annotated as thionin-like protein 2. The record is from RefSeq and is a predicted model, not a curated record. Lineage: Eukaryota; Viridiplantae; Streptophyta; Magnoliopsida; Brassicales; Brassicaceae. Bases 1 to 363 code for a protein of 120 amino acids. The transcript is spliced from 2 exons.